This is a messenger RNA of Rhinichthys klamathensis goyatoka, 1317 nucleotides long. It is a transcript of the gene pigg, whose product is annotated as phosphatidylinositol glycan anchor biosynthesis class G. Gene Ontology annotation, cellular component: endoplasmic reticulum membrane. The record is from RefSeq and is a predicted model, not a curated record. The transcript has 6 exons. NCBI's taxonomy places the organism in Eukaryota, Metazoa, Chordata, Actinopteri, Cypriniformes, Leuciscidae. Gene Ontology annotation, biological process: GPI anchor biosynthetic process. The annotation marks the transcript as partial.
CCUUGUGGGUUGCCGUAGAUUCUCACUGCACAACACGGAAAUGAGAAUUUCAAAACACUAAUCCGGGAGAGUCUUCAUUAAUCGUGUGGAUUUAGUGCCGUUUCUCUUCAAAAUGCCGUCAUAUUGCGGGCAGUGAGAAAGAAGGCAGGCUACAGUGUUUGUGUUGUCUUAUGUGAAUAAGUGAUAUUAAUGUAUUAAUCUUCAUCAUGAAGCUGAGCUCAUCAGUAUUUGCUUUAUUGUGUCUCAUAUUUGAGAUUUUGUCAGUCGCUCUUUUCCUGAGAGGAUUCUUCCCUGUUCCUGUCAAAUCCUCCUUUUCAGCCAAGAGCAAACUGACUGACUUUCCUGCAGAGCCACACACAGGAGACGGCGUGAACUCGUCGCGAGCCCCGGCUCCUCUGUUCAGGCGUGUGGUGCUGCUCCUGAUCGACGCUCUCAGACAGGACUUUGUGUUCGGCUCUGACGGUCAGAGGUUCAUGCCGUACACCAGACAUGUGCUGGAGAGAGGCUCUUCUCACAGCUUCAUUGCCAAAGCCAGACCGCCCACCGUCACCAUGCCCAGGAUCAAGGCUCUGACGACCGGCAGCAUCCCGGGCUUCAUCGACGUGGUGAUGAACCUGAACUCUCCGGCUCUGCUGGAGGAUAACCUCAUCUGGCAGGCCAAGAGCGCCGGCAAGCGGAUCAUCUUCUACGGCGACGACACGUGGGUUCGACUCUUUCCCAAACACUUUAUGGAGCACGACGGCACCACCUCCUUUUUCGUGUCGGACUACACCGAGGUGGACAAUAACGUGACCCGUCACCUGGACGGCACGCUGAAGCGGGACGACUGGGAUAUUCUGAUCCUGCAUUACCUGGGUCUGGAUCACAUCGGGCACAUCAGCGGACCCCACAGCUCCCUGAUAGGACCCAAACUCACGGAGAUGGACGACAUCAUCAAGAAGAUUCACUCCUCGCUCAUAUCAAAGGAAUCUGAAGGGACGCUGCCCAACCUGCUGGUUGUGUGUGGAGAUCACGGCAUGUCUGAGACCGGCAGUCACGGCGGAUCGUCAGAAGCGGAGAUCAACACGCCGCUCGUGCUCAUUAGCCCCGCCUUCAGGAGGAAAGCGGGCCUGGAGGAGCCGGAGGUCCUGGAGCAGGUGGAUCUCCCCCCCACCCUCGCCCUGGCUCUGGGUUUGCCGGUGUCCCAGAACAGUGUGGGCCGCCUGAUCCCGGCCGUGUUCGAGGACUCGUCGCUCCGGGAUCAGCUCCGCCUCCUGCAGAUCAACGGACACCAGCUCAGCCGACUCCUGCGCGACAGCAACCCCUCCUUCCACAAGG